Molecule: messenger RNA, 1620 nt
Organism: Xiphophorus couchianus (Monterrey platyfish)
Lineage: Eukaryota; Metazoa; Chordata; Actinopteri; Cyprinodontiformes; Poeciliidae
Gene: fbxo5
Product: F-box protein 5
Exons: 6
Coding region: 194-1423 (409 amino acids)
Biological process (GO): negative regulation of meiotic nuclear division; regulation of mitotic nuclear division
Cellular component (GO): nucleus
Molecular function (GO): protein binding; zinc ion binding
Source: RefSeq, a predicted model, not a curated record
AAGAAGCCGCAACUGGCGGAUUUUUCAGAUGUAGAGGAUUUUAACUUUGUCAAGCAGCUUUUCUGUCGGGAAGAUAACGGCGCGGAGAGAGCUGAAAGAAGAGGAACAAGAGGCAUUCGACGCUAUUUUAGGAGAAUAACUCAAGAGAUCACCACACUGCUCAGUCGGAGCACACGUUGUUUGUUCAAGUGCCAUGAAAUGUCCCACGAUCAAGUCUGCUAAAGGGAAGACGAUGGAGAAAAGCACAUUAGCAGAAGCAGCAGCACCUGCUGCAGAGUCUAAAGUACUCUACGUCAAAGAUUCCCCCAAAAAAGAGCCAGUCCCUGUUAAAUCUCAGGAUCGGCCAGCUGGACAGACGACUGUCUUCUUCUCCACCAGUGCAGUUCACAACAAAGAGAACAACACUGGCAGAGAGCAAGAUGGGGCCCUGGAAGAAUACUUUGAGGACAGCGGUUAUUUAUCUUUGCAGAAUAGUCAUAUUGAUCACCAUGGAGAUGAAGAAGAGGACCAUAUUGCUGAGACACACCAGUGGAAAAGGCUUUCCUCAAGUAAUUCCCCCUCAAAAUGCCAGCAAAGGACUAGAAUCAGCUUUUCAGGGUCUCUGGCAGUUUCCACACCUGUGGAUCAUCAUGGAAGGAGCACAGCAACUCUGUCGUCCACCCCCAACCUGCCCAUUUUAAGAUUCCAGCAGGCUGUUUGUGAGGAGCUCACAAAGGGCUACAAGAAGAAUAAGAGGUAUGACUUUAGCGUCAUCUCAAAGAUAGCAGAGAAGUAUCCUUUGGAUCGUGUGAUCGGCGGACAAAUCGGCCUGGAGAACGUCGACGUGUUCACAUCUCUGCUUUCCAGGGACAUGAAAUGCAUCCUGACAGACAUUCUGGCUCUGCUGGGAGACUUGGACCUCAUAAGCUGUAAGAAUGUGAGCAAGACGUGGAAGAAAAUCAUAUGUGAGGAUUCGGCUGCUGCGAGGAGGUGUCGGCAAGCUGAGCAGGCUCUCAGGGAGUCGAGAAGCUCUCAGAGAAAUCCUGCUAGCGGUCUGACCAGAGACGUUGGUGCAUCCAGGGUGGUGCUAUCCUGCAUGCAGGCUGUGGCCUCCAGACGCACCGCUUCCUGCCAGAAGAGUUGCACGCCCUCACCGAGCACACGCUUCAAUGAAUAUGUGCAAGCAGCCAGCACUCUGAAGCAGCACGAGUCUCUGCGCUCCUGCAGGCGCUGCGGGUCUCCUGCCACCCACUUGGCCGAGGCCCAGAGGGCCACAUGCUCUCGGUCCAGCUGCCUCUUUGACUUCUGCACUAGCUGCCAGGAGCCCUUCCACGGCUCCAUCCCCUGCCGGACAGUCAAGCCCCAUGUCCACUUCGCUUCCUCCAAAGAAACCGCCAUCAUCCCGGGCAGCGCUCGCAGCAAGAGAAACGUCAAACGCUUGUGAUAAAGGUUCAUUCCAACCUGUUUUUUUUUUUUUUUUUAAAGAGACUCAACAUCAAUCUUGAGAUUAAUGACUGUAGCAUUGUGACUCCGAUCACAUGAACUAAGUGAGCACUUGAAGCACAGCUGGGGCAAUCUACUGGAAACCUGCUGCUUGUGAGCAGCCACUUUUAUUGUAUAUAUAUAUAUUAUUUUUUUUCU